This is a messenger RNA of Paralichthys olivaceus (Japanese flounder), 2642 nucleotides long. It is a transcript of the gene zic4, whose product is annotated as zic family member 4. Gene Ontology annotation, biological process: regulation of transcription by RNA polymerase II. NCBI's taxonomy places the organism in Eukaryota, Metazoa, Chordata, Actinopteri, Pleuronectiformes, Paralichthyidae. The record is from RefSeq and is a predicted model, not a curated record. Gene Ontology annotation, cellular component: nucleus. Gene Ontology annotation, molecular function: RNA polymerase II cis-regulatory region sequence-specific DNA binding; DNA-binding transcription factor activity, RNA polymerase II-specific.
UACCAUGAAUCUCUAUUCAGUAUCAAAGCGUCCUGCUGCUGCCUCUCAACCGAAUGGGAUUUCAUGUAGUCUGCAGAUAGAAUUAACUUCAUAAAGUUUUUUUUUUUCUUUAUUUUUCAUUGCGAUUAAAAUAUAUUUGUCAUCAUCAUUAUUAUUUUGCCUGCUGUCAAGUUAUUCUAAAAUUAGGAAGUAAUGAGCGUGGAUGCUUUGGGAAGCCCCGUGAUGGACCCUACGUUUUCCAAACGGAACACGGCGCUGAGAUUAGUUGACUUGGCAGGGGCUCACCACCAUCACCAUCAUCACCACCAUACCCCUCAGAGCGUGACAGGCUUCCCGGGGUUCAGCAGCCAUCCACACUCAAUGGCUCACUCGCACCCUGGGGAGAUUACUGCGGAACCCCGCCUGGGGCCGAGUCCAUUCGGGCCAGAACACAUGGGGCACUCCGCGGCCCUCAAAAUCAGCCCAGCCCAUCAUUAUCCCCACCACCAUCACCACCACCACAAUCAUCAUAUGGCAGGCCACAGUGAAGUGGUCUCCAGUCAAACGGGAGCUUUUGGCCCGGUUCAGGCGACAUCGGUCCCUUAUUCUAUGUCUCACACGGCCCAGGCUUUAUCCGCAGGUAGGGAUUUCCUCAUCCGGAGAGAUCUGACGGCUCAAGCCAUGCCAGUGCUGACCGACCAGACUGCCGGUUCAGCCUCUCACCACGGAAUGUUUGUCUCAACAACAGGUAGCUAUCCCGGACACUAUGGUCAUCACCCUGACGCUGGGAACCAUACCCUCUUCUCCGGACUCCACCACGACCAGCCUUCUAGCGGAUCACCGGGUGGCCAAGCGUUGAAUGGACAAAUAAGGUUAGGACUACCUGGAGAAAUGUACGUUAGGUCUGAUCACUUGAGUCAAGUGGCAAGCUCCAGGGCUGAUCCGUUCUCCGCCUCGUCGUUGCAUGGCUACGGUGGUCUGAAUCUGAACAUGAAUCUGAGCGCUCACCACCACCACCACCACGGAGCCGGUGCCUUUUUCCGCUACAUGAGGCAGCCGAUAAAGCAAGAGCUGAUCUGCAAGUGGCUGGAGCCGGAGCACGCGCCGAAGAAACUUUGCUCGAAAACUUACAGCACCAUGCACGAACUCGUAACGCAUGUGACGGUGGAGCACGUCGGAGGACCGGAGCAGGCGAACCAUAUAUGUUUUUGGGAAGAGUGUCCGAGGGAAGGCAAACCAUUUAAAGCCAAGUACAAACUUGUAAAUCACAUUCGAGUGCACACCGGGGAGAAACCGUUUCCAUGCCCGUUCCCUGGCUGUGGGAAAGUGUUCGCGAGAUCCGAGAAUCUAAAGAUCCACAAAAGGACGCACACAGGUGAAAAGCCCUUCAAAUGUGAGUUUGACGGCUGCGACAGACGCUUCGCCAACAGCAGCGACCGGAAAAAGCACUCCCACGUCCACACCAGCGAUAAGCCCUACAACUGCAAAGUGAGAGGCUGCGAUAAGUCCUACACGCACCCCAGCUCCCUGAGGAAACACAUGAAGGUGCACUGCAAGUCCCCCCCUCCCAGCUCGGGCUACGAGUCGUCCACCCCGUCCCUGGUCUCCCCCUCCUCAGACCUGGGCCGAGAGCCAGGAGGCUCCUCGGUGCUGUCGGAGCCGGUGGGGGCCUCCCAGCCGGCGAAUUUAAGCGAAUGGUACGUGUGCCACAGCUCAGGUGCCAGCGGCGCCCAGACACCACCCAGCGGGCCCUCCACACCCGACCCCACAGAAGAGCCACCUUACAGAAACCCAGAACCGAGGGACGCGUUUUAACGCACCUCGGACUCCUAAACCACCGUUGCAGAGGUGACAAGAACACAUUUUCACAAGCUUAACUAUUGUAAAUGGUUUGGCUUUGGUGCCUGUACGCCUGUUGAAGGCCCACUGGUCCCCCCUCCUCCCUUUGAUUCCUGGAUGAACCACCAAACAGACACCCAGAGCCAAGAGACGCAUUUGAACCACAUUGGAAGGAAAAUGUGUCAGCGUUAAAGACGUGCUAAUUUCCAGGCACAAUAAAAGAAUAUAUUUUCAAACCUCAGCUAUUACGCCCUGACGGCCCACUGGUCCACUUGUGGAGGGGGGGUCGUGUAAAUCCGUUAGACUAUGUGGUACUUUAUCGUAGGCUAGGCAUGUUGGUGUAAAAUUAUUUUGUAAAUUCGAGUUUCUGACUUCAAUAUGCUUUUAUUUAUUUUUCAAUCUAAUAACGAGGGAUUUUUUUUUUGUAUUAUCGAACCAAAGUGCAUGUUUCAAUUCGGGAAAAAAAACCUGUACAUUUGUACAUUUUUGUAAGUUUCGAUGUGUUGAUGUUGAUAGUUUUUUGUAAGGGUGUGUUUCAGAGCAGUGUCUUUCUGCAGUUAUUUGUACAAACGUUUUAUGUUUACAGCACCCCCUCCCCAUCUGUGCAUAGGGUCAACUGUUUCAUACGCCUGCAGUAUUUGAUAUACAACCGUGAAAUUCUAAAUGUUUUAUCAAAGUGGGCAUUUUGUGAUUUUUUGUAUAAUUGUCGUCAACUUUUUUUGUUUUUGUUCCUCUUUUGAAUAUCUCAAAUCGAGUGGCACUCAAAAUGCGCGCCGAAUUGCCUUGUAAUUUGUGAGUAUUUUGAAUAAAUCUUGUAUGACAAA